Messenger RNA from Octodon degus (degu), 2885 nucleotides. RefSeq lists its product as uncharacterized. Lineage: Eukaryota; Metazoa; Chordata; Mammalia; Rodentia; Octodontidae. The transcript has 4 exons. The record is from RefSeq and is a predicted model, not a curated record. Bases 1 to 954 code for a protein of 317 amino acids.
AUGGGCUCCGAGGUGGCUCGGCCCCCGACCCCACCGGCUUCUUCAAGUCAGGGGUCCCCAAAGCGAGGUGUAGACCCAGAUUUAAGGUCCCCGGGAGGGCUGGCGGAGGCCCGCGCCCGGGGCCCAGGGAGCCUAGACCAAGGUCCCUUCCUCGCCGCCGCAGCAGCAGGUGGGCGAGAGCCAGGCCUCGGGCGUCUGCAAGUCUCGGACUCGGCUUUCCUUCCUCGAACCCCGUCGGACGACGAAGAAGCUACAUUUGGGGCCCAGGACUACCGGGGUGGCCUUUCUCUAGAGGAGAGGAUGGCCCCGCCGAGCCGGGUUCCCUGCCUGCUGCUGCUGCGCGGCUCGCCUCCGCCGGGGACAGCAUCUCUGUCCCCUCGCGGGCAGGCUGGACGCGGCGCGGCCCUGCGCGUGGUGCGCACCGGCGUCCCGGAGACCCGCCUCGUGGGUGUCACUGUCUGCGGGCUGGCACGCGUGGGCGUGUCUUCCCUGUCCACGAGUGUUCUCUCUAUCAUUGUCGCCUUUCGUCCGGGACGAAGGUUUCAGAAAUGGAGCCAUGGAGCAUCACAAACCAUUGUGAGAGCCAUAGCAUCUCAGAGAAGGACAAGAUCACUGAGUUCACCCGUCGGCUCAGUGCCUGUGGACACGAGGAGAGAGGCUCAGCCUAAUAGUUCCAGCCACAAGCAUUUGCUGUGUAAGUGCUGUCAUUUUGUCAUGGAUCCCUUGCAGGAACAGGGAACAGCAUUUGUCAUGCUGCUACUGUGGAUCUCUGAUGACGUCGCUAAAGAAACAUCUACACCUUUAUUUCAAACUCUCAGAAGCUUUAAGGACUGCUGCCUGUCAAGAAGAAGCUGUCGUGAAGCACAGGCUGUUGCUGUUUCACUGAACCACUCCUCGGAGGGCCCGUGGCUGCUGCGCAGAGUGAACUGCAGGACAGACAGCACUGGGCCCUAAAGGGCACCUCACCAUCUGAUGCAGUGUUAUGGGUUAUUCCUGGUAAUGGGUUCCCCUUCGUCUCUCUUCAUUAAAUUCUAAGCUACAUCUCACUACAUGUAAUUAAUGUACUCAUCAACUUUAUUUUAAAUGGAAAGGGAAAAACUAUGUUGAUAUUCCGGCUGGCAGAAUAGGAAAUAUGCCUACUGUGGAGUGUCUUUUUCUCUGAUGGAAUAUAAUCUUUAUAGUUCUCAAAUGUGAAUAUUAAUUUUGUAGUUGGAUUCCUGCUUGUAUGGCUUCUAGUUAUCUUUUAUGAGUUUUCAGGUGACUCGUGGUUUCAGAAGUGUCCAGGAGCCAUUCAUAGGCACUUGUCAAAUUCCAUAAUAAAGAAUUGGAAGCCUUCACUAGGCUAGAAACACAUCAUCAGUUGGCAAUAGACUGAUGUCCAACCCCUGAAUUUUUAACUUCUGCAGAAUUGAGAGACCCAGCAGUGGAGGGCUGCCUGGCCACUCCGAGUCUUCCGAUCUGAGAAUAGCUAUCAUCCCAGUCUCACUCUGUCCUCCGGCUGUCUGUGCUUCUCUGAGCAUCCGUAGGUGUGUUCCCUCCACACACUUCUGGUGACAUUGGUCAUGACAACCAUGAGAGUCAUGAGCAUGUCACAGCCACUGUGCUAUUACUUUAAGUCCAGUGACUUAAAUGAUUUUUGUUUCAAUGACAACCAUUUGAAAUGGGAAGUAUCAUCCCAUCUUACACAUUUCAAAAUAAGACCUUGACUAGAUUGUAUGUCUCAUCUGUGGCCACCCAGCUACUAAUGGCGAAGCAACGUUUCUGCCUACUUCCCACUCAGCCCCCAGCCUUCAACUGGGUUAUUUCCACUGAGACUCUGGCUUCCCUGAAGCAACUGUUAGAGGCUGGGGCACACGGACCACAGACAGCUUUUAAAUAUGCAAUGAUAAUUCUUGCUUACUGAGAUCUUUUUUUUUAAAACCCAUAGGAAGAGUAUAUAUUUAUUUAACAUUUGUGUGCAAUGUUUACAUUUACGAAGUGUUUUAUGGUAUAAUAGAACAGGCACAAAUUUUUAUCUGGGCAUGUAAUUGUCUUUUCUUUCAUAUUCAUUUAUUCCUUUGAUUUAUAUAAUAUGUUCUCCAUUUGGUCUUCUGAGAUCUUGUACAAUUGUAACAAAUUUAGGAUAAUAUUCAUAAAACAUUAUUUUGUAUCACUUGUACAGAAACACGAUUAAAGCCAUGCAUGUCUCUGCUCUUCAUAAAUAUUAUGCAAAAAAAUUUAUAUCAUCCCCAGAUUGUCUGUCAUAUCAGCUGUGCUAAACUUUAAAGUAUACUUUGCUCUUGGUUAUCAUUUUGCAUGUGGUAUUUGCUUUCCUGUUUCUAGGCAGUUGGGAUGCUUGGUGUUUAGGGUAAUAAACUGUUGUGAGCCUCUCCUGGUAUGCUGUGCUGUUUGCUCUGCUGAAUGUGGGGCGCAGAUCCUCUGCAGAGCGUUCGUGCUGCUCAGAAAGCUCUGCGCGGAUGGUCGCGGUGCUCUGUCUCUUCAUUUAGUCCUUAGAUGAAGGUGUACCUUUCUCACAAGAUCUGCCCAGAUCCCAAAGAAUUUCCCCACUCCACAUAUCCUAGCACUUUCCUUCGUCUUUGUUCCUUAGCAUGGAAUACUUCGUUCUAAAAAUUUUAAGAAAUUCAGGACUUGGUGAGAAAAUAUUGUAAAAUAUAUUGACAAGCCAGCAUUUUGUCAUUUUCAAGUUGCAUGAUAACUCUUUAAAUGCACCUGUUACUAGAGGACAUCUUUGGUGUGAAAUAUUUCCAAGGUCUGUGGUACACUUCCUGUGUUGUCAAGGAAUCGGAUCCUUACUGUGGCAGGGCAUGCAAAUCAUGACUAACACCAAGGGCCUCUAGGUGACCACUUUAGAGACCCCCAGUGACUGUAUGGAUAAUCCUAAAUUA